UCUACAAUCUUUUGCGUGUAAUGGGUACUCCUAUAUAGCUCCAGGUUACAUCUUUAGUAUCCUUCGAAUCCCGUGUCUGACCCUAUGUUCAGUGCCAGGGCUGAAUAAGAUGGUAAAGAAACGAAGGCCGAUCUCCUCUUGGAGGUUUUUUUGUUCCUCCCUCGUUUGAAGGGCACGGAGGAUCCGGAGGCGACUUCUUUGAGCCGGCACCCUUUGAAGGUUUGGGAAGCGCAGAUCUUGACGGCGAUCAUCGGGCUUGCGUCAUCCCCGCAUCUUCAUCGUAUCUCUGCUCUGUCUCUGGGACACAUCACGCCCUCGUUGAACCGUCGCCCAAACUCGCCCGUGCUCGCCACCCUCGACAAGUCCGCUGCCCUUCUUUCUUCUUUUAAAUUACCACCGGUGUUUCGACAGAUGUGUUCUGUAGAGGAUGGCUUUCCUGUUUCUGAUCAGGAGCAGAGUGUCAGCUUGCCAUUGCCGGGUGCUUUUCUUGACUUCCUAAACAACAAUGGGUUGGAUCCAUCAAUAUAUGCUGUAGCAGAUACUAUUCCACGCUAUGUAAGGCUAAAACCGGGCUGUGAAUCUCUACUUGCGGAUAUUGAAGCUGAACUCAGGUGUAAACUCGAGGAGGUUGUUUGGCUACCAGGUUUCUUUUCCAUCCCACCUCAUAUUCAAAUUGCCGGUUCAAAGGCAUAUCAGCAAGGAGUGAUAUAUGGAAUGGAUGCAGCUUCAGGGGCCGCUGUUUCAGCUUUAGAUGUCUCACCAGGAGACCAUGUUCUUGAUUUAUGUGCUGCUCCAGGCGCUAAGCUCUGCAUGCUCUCUGAUCUACUUGGUAACUCUGGAUCUCUGACUGGUGUUGAUAUUGCAAGACAUCGCUUAGCAGCUUGCUGUACAAUGCUUCAGAAAUAUGCUCUUGGAGAUUGUUGUCGGCUUUUUGUUGCUGAUGGAACAACAUUUUCUCUUCUACCUUUGAGGUCUUGUAUGGACAUAAAAUCAGGUGCAGCUUAUGGCGCAGAUAAUAAAGAUAUAUUCACAGAGUGGACUUCAAAGAGAUCAUGGAAAGAUCGAAAGAAAGCAUUUAAAGCAAGAAAUGCUAAUAGUUCACAUCAAAGUCAAUCGACUUUAGAACCAGAAUUGAUAUAUUAUGGCAGACAUUCUGGAGUGGUUGGGUUAUGUAAAAGCGAGUUGUUUCGUCCACGGAAUGACAACGAGCCUUCAGUUUCAGGUUAUGAUAGGGUAUGCCAUCUCGGUGCUGGGCCUUGUAUGCUCAGUAUGGAGGCCGGUUCAGCAUACCGUCCGUUUACCGGUACUAAAUCGGUCCUUGUGGAUGCAGAGUGUACUCAUGAUGGAUCAGUGAAACAUAUACAGAAGUUUGCGUUUUGGGGAUGGAAUACUCUACAGCAUCGAGUACUUGAUGCGAAAAGAACAGACACACUAAUGCACCUUCAGUUACAUCUUCUGACCAAUGGUUUCAGAUUGCUAAGAGUUGGUGGAUCGCUUGUGUACAGUACUUGCAGUUUAACAGUUGCCCAAAAUGAACAUGUGGUGGAGCAUUUUCUCGCAAGAAAUUCUUCAGCUGAAUUACGGGAGGUUGAUCUUGCAGAUAAGUGGCCUUGCAAAAGUGGGAGAAUUCCUAAAACCAUACGCUUCGAUCCUACAACAUCCAAAACUAGUGGGCUUUUUAUUGCAAAGUUCACUAAAUUAACAACUUAGUCAUGCUUUGCUUCUUAUCCAGCUACUGUACUGUUGGAUAAAUAUGGUUGUAUUUGCCUUUAUGCAAUAGGCAAAUUAUUAGUUAUGCUGCAUCAUUCUGUAUUUUGCUGAAUGUGUCGGAAUAAUUAAUACCAAUUUUGACACAAAUUUGUGAUGUGUGUCAAGCUUGAUGGAAAAUGUCUCAUUAUUAUUGUUGUAUUCAUCAAAUAUCUGUUAGCCGAUUUUGUUUUCUA
Phoenix dactylifera (date palm) is the source of this 1943-nucleotide messenger RNA. RefSeq names its product S-adenosyl-L-methionine-dependent methyltransferases superfamily protein. Gene Ontology annotation, biological process: RNA methylation. Gene Ontology annotation, molecular function: RNA methyltransferase activity. The record is from RefSeq and is a predicted model, not a curated record. Lineage: Eukaryota; Viridiplantae; Streptophyta; Magnoliopsida; Arecales; Arecaceae.